This is a messenger RNA of Dictyostelium discoideum AX4, 2997 nucleotides long. RefSeq names its product LIM-type zinc finger-containing protein. Gene Ontology annotation, molecular function: phosphoprotein phosphatase activity; phosphatidylinositol phosphate phosphatase activity; hydrolase activity. Bases 1 to 2997 code for a protein of 998 amino acids. The record is from RefSeq and is a predicted model, not a curated record. The transcript has 4 exons. NCBI's taxonomy places the organism in Eukaryota, Evosea, Eumycetozoa, Dictyosteliales, Dictyosteliaceae.
AUGGACUUAGUAAGAAAAAUGGUAUCAAAAAAGAAAAGACGUUUUGAAAUGUAUAAUUUUGAUCUUGAUUUAUCAUAUAUCACAGACAGAGUUAUAGCAAUGGGUUUUCCUAGUGAAUCAUUGGAAGGAUUAUAUAGGAAUAGAAUGAGGGAUGUCCAAAGAUUUUUCAAUACAUUACAUGCAGACCAUUAUAAAGUUUAUAAUCUUUGUUCUGAAAGAAAAUAUGAACAUUGCAGAUUUGAAGAUAGAGUUAGUGAAUAUCCAUUUGAUGAUCAUUGUCCACCAACUUUAAAUAUAAUUUCAGAAUUUUGUAAUGAUAUGGAGAUGUGGUUGGAUCAAAAUCCAGAAAAUGUAGUUGCAGUUCAUUGUAAAGCAGGUAAAGGUAGAACUGGUACAAUGUUAGCAUGUUGGCUAUUAUAUAAUAAACAAUGUCAAACUGGAUCAGAGUCAAUGAGAUUAUUUGCAAAUAAAAGAACACACAAUAGUAAGGGUGUAACAAUUCCAAGUCAAAUCAGAUAUGUUAGAUAUUUCGAAGCAUUACUACAAUAUGGUAAACCAAUACCAAAACCACCAUCAAUUACAAAAGUUUUAUCAAUGAUAAAAAUGAAUUCAUUACCAAAUUUUAAUAUAGGUGGUGGUUGUGAACCAUAUUUAUCAAUUGUUCAACAAGGUAAAUCUGUAUUUUAUUCAAAACCAGUUAAAUUAAAAAAAGGAACAAUUCAUCAACAAGUUGAAUUAGAUUGUGGUAAUAUUUUAUUAGUUAAUGAUGUUCAAAUUCAAUUUUUUAAUAGAAAUUCAAAGGGUCAUAUGUUUAGUUAUUGUUUUCAUACAGCAUUUAUUGAAGGAACUAAAAUUCAUAUAAGAAGACAAGAAAUUGAUAAAGCACAUAAAGAUUUAAAACAUUUCCAUAGUAAUUUUUCAAUUGAAUUAAUAUUUUUAGAGGAUGACAGAGAUGAUGACUCUAGUUCAGUUUCAGAAGAAUCUGUUGAAGAAAAAAGAGUAUUCAAUACUUCUUAUGCAACUGGUUUAGCAAAAUUAUAUCAUAAUAGUAAUAGUAAUAAUAAAUCAUUAACAUCAUCAACAUCAUCAACUUCAAAUUUAUCAUCAAGUACAAAUAAUACUUUUGAAAUCAUUUCAAAUAAUAAUAAUAAUAAUAAUAAUAAUAAUAAUAAUAAUAAUAUUAAUAGUAAUAAUAAUAAAAUUAACGAUGAGAAUUCAAAUAAAAAUAAUAAUAAUAAUAACAUUAUUAAUAAUAACAGUUUUUCAGCUUGGGGUAAUAAUAGUAAAAUUGUUAAAAAUAGAGGAUCUAAAUUAGCAUUUAUUUGUCCAAAAUGUAAUCUUCCUAUAACUGCAACUGAUCCAUCAAUUAAUAGAAAUUCUGAAAAUUAUCAUUGGAAAUGUGUAGUUUGUGUAAAAUGUUCAAAACCAUUGGGUGGUGAAAGUGAUUGUGUAUUUGAAAAUAAUGAAAUGUUAUGUACAGAUUGUGGUACUGAAUUUUUUAAGAGUUGUUCAGGUUGUAAUUUAGUUAUUAAAACAUCAGAUUUUGAAGAAUUGGGUGACCAUAUUUAUCACAGAUCAUGCUUUUUAUGUUAUUAUUGCACAAGUUAUUUAGGUGGUAAAGAUUUUAUAGUUGAAAAUAUCAAUAAUAUUAGAAGAUUUAAAUGUUCAAGUUGUAUUGAUAAUAAAAAUCGACAAAAUGGUGAUGAUGAUGAUAAUAAUAAUAAUGAUAAUAUUGAAAAUAUUUUGGAGAAUAAAAUACCAGAAAUUUGUGAUAAAUUAGAUAAAGAGAUUAUAAAAUUAGUUAUUGAAAUUGAUAAAUCAACAGAACCAUCACCAGUAUCAUCAAUUGAUCCAUCAAUGAUAUUUAAUGAUUUAGAAGAUAAUGGAAAAAGGCGACAAAUGACAGUUGAAUCAAUGAUUUGUAGUAAAUGUGAAUUGGCAAUUAAUCAAAGUAGACCAAUUAUAUUGGAUUGUGGUAUUUAUCAUAGAGAAUGUUUUCAAUGUUCAGAAUGUUUUGAUGAAACCCCAAUGGAUCCAUCAUUAUAUUAUAUUAGAAACGAUAAACCGGUUUGCUUUGAUUGCGAUGUUAAUCAUAUAAUGAAUGAAGCUCAUUCUGAAAUCACAUGUUAUGGUUGUAAAUUACCAAUAGUUGACGAAGUUAUGAUGGAUGCAUUGAAUUUUAAAUGGCAUGUAGCUUGUUUGGUUUGUUCUAAAUGUGCUAUUCAAAUAGAGGGUCAAUUGGGUGACCAUCAAGGUCUAAUCUAUUGUAAAGAUCAUUUCGAAGAAUUGGUAGGUACCAAAUGUGACCAAUGCAACCAAUAUAUAGAUGGCAUGUUUUUAAAAGUUAAUGGUAAAAAUUUAUGUCCAACUUGUUUCAGAUGUUUCUGUUGUAACGAGGUUUUAGAAGGUGGUAAAUAUUUUGAAAAGAAUGGUGAAUCAAUUUGUGAAAAAUGUAGAAAUGAAGAUAUCUUAAAAAGAAAAACUCAAAUUCAUAUUCAACAUACUUUAAUUACAUCUUUAAAAAAUAGUCAACAAAUUUCUGAAAAAUCAUCAUCAUCAUUAUCCACUUCAUCAACGACUACUACCACCACCACAAAUAAUGUAGUUAGUUCAACAUCAUCAACAUCAACAUCACCUUCAACAUCACCAUCAAAUUCACCAUUAUCAUCAUCAAUUCAAAAAGAUGCACCAUUGUUUUGUUUAAAUAAGAGUAGAUCAUUAUUUAGAAAUUCAAUUAAAAUUCAUUUAGAGGAUUUGAAAAAUAGUGGUGAACGUAAAACUUUACUCUAUCCUUCAUUUCAUCGUCAAAUGAGAAAACAAACUUUUAAAACUGCUUAUCCAUCUUUAAGAGGUACAAGAAGAAAAGAUUUUUUAAAUCAUUCAAAAAAUGAAUUAGAUUCAUCAAAUAACUCUUUAUCAACUUUAGUUAAUGCUUUUGUACCACCACAACAAUCAAAUAAUUCAAAUACAACAACUACAACAAAUACUUCAACUUAG